UUUGGAGAGGAGAAAAGAGCAAAGGAGGAGUUUUCAUUUGAUCAAAUUUGAGGUUAUUUGACCCUGAGGCCCGAUCAGAUGACGACUUGAGUCUGUUCAAAUUGUUAGUAUAUAGGAUGUGAUAAAGGCAACCAAAAAAAAAAAAAUCAUACUCCUAUAAAACUAUGUUGGUCUUGUGCGAGGAAGAAGAUAAUCAAUUUCAAUUUUACUGAAUGACAAUGGAGAUGGACAUUGUAGUUAUUUCUAGAUCAGGAAGUCUUAUUUUGCUUAUGAUCAAGAGGAAAUCAUGGAUUUUUUGUGAAGGUCUUUGUUUUAACUGCUUACUUGUUUAUGGAUCAUAAUCCAACGGCUUUCUCCCUCUAUGUCGCGAUGCUAUUACAAAAUUUGAUGUUUAUAGUGCAGCCAUAUUUCGUCUUUGAAAUAUCAUGGAUCAAGUUAUGCUGCCAUUAAAAGUUGGGGAAGUAGCUGAGUCAAGAUGUUUCCAGACCGGGUUCCGUGGUGCAUGGUUUCGAUGCAAGAUAAAAGAGAUUUGCUGGAGAAAAGGGCACAUUGAGUAUGCCUUGGAAUACUUUGAUUUUCCAGAUGAAAAAGUCGGGUGUACCAGAAUAUACCAGGUGCCCCCUGCGAUUAAGAUGUCAAAGGAGAAGAAAAGGCAGUUGAUGGUGCGUCCGCGGUAUCCUCCUAUAUGCCAUGAGAGUCAAUUGCCUUGUGCAGGAGCAAUUUCCGAAGAGACAGUUGUGAUCAAUGGUGCAUGGAAAGUGGGGGAUUUGGUAGAUUGGUGGAAUGCUGGUGCUCAGUGGUCUGGAAGAGUGGCUCAGAUAUUAAGCAAUGACAGGGUUCAGAUUGAGCUGCCACCACCUCCUGUUGGUGAAGGUUCAUGUUACGAAGUUUCCUGCAAUGAUCUUCGCCCAUCCUUAGACUGGUCUCCGGACUAUGGUUGGAGUGUUCCUACCUCUAAGGAAGGAGAAGACGCCAUUUGUGCUCGAAUAAUUAAGCCAGAGAACCAAGCUGCCACCGGCCUUCCAAAGUUGGAGAUCGAUGCAAUGGAUGAAGGAAUAACUGAUGUUCAGGCAACCCGUGUAUUAUCUUCUGAUGCUUCUUUUUCCUCUCAGAUUUCAUCAAACUCAUUACCUCAAACAUAUUCCAAGGUUGCAAGAGAAAGGCCAGAGGAAAAUACGGGUUUGGGAAUUGGGGAUAGCACCAUUGGCAAAACGAGUUCGUCAGCGAGCGUCUCUACUUCAUGCGUUAGAGAUACUUCAACUGAAACUGCAGCGCUUCCUGCCGAGGAAGCCCAGUCCUUUUGCAGGGGGCCCUUGAUGAAGAUGAGAACUAGUGAAAAUAUUUCUUUGAAUGCUAUGUACUCGGACACGUUAGAAGCUUCAAUUAUUGAUUUGGAGGAACUCGUUAACAAGGUGAAAUGGCUCAAGGGCAUCUUAGAAUUAGGAGCCCCUUUGUCUAAUGCUGGGAGGCCUCCAUGGAAGUUUAUGGAGAGCACAUAGCAGCAUCCACACCAAAAUGAGUGCUUCAAAAAGUGUAAGCUUUUUAUGCCCUCAAUAUACAUAAUCCUAUGCUUAGUGCAGACUUAUACACAUCUUAAAUACGUUGGCUAACAAUGUCAGGGUAACACAUUUUUGUUUUCAAGAUUUGAAUAUUGGGUUAACAAGGGAAUUUAUCUCGUUUUGUUCUUUGUCCUCGCAUUGAAAUUUCCCCUUUUGUUUUGUCACAUGUAUUCACAUUGCCUUAUCCUGUUUUUGUCAAUUCAUUUCAGUCCGCCGGCUUUUGGUCU
This is a messenger RNA of Rhododendron vialii, 1786 nucleotides long. RefSeq lists its product as uncharacterized. Lineage: Eukaryota; Viridiplantae; Streptophyta; Magnoliopsida; Ericales; Ericaceae. The transcript has 6 exons. The record is from RefSeq and is a predicted model, not a curated record. Bases 426 to 1499 code for a protein of 357 amino acids.